CUGCAGCAGAAGAGGCACGGAUACUGAAUGUGAGUCAGUUUGCAAAGCACUCACUGCUUUUGUUUGUAGCGUGAUUAUAAAGAAAAACAACAAGAAGCAGUAAAAACCUGACGGCACCCUUAGAAUGGUCUGGUCCACCUGGAGAGACUGUCAGAGCUGAUUAAAAGAUGGACUAUGCUGAUGCUUCGCCAAAAGCACUCAAAGACACUCAUGGAACAGAAAAUGUGGGCCUUUUUGCUGCUCACUCUCGUCAUUGUUGGUGCAUCGAACGCAAGCAAUGAAACAUCGACUGAAGAGAAGCUUGUUAUAGCCAGAGGUAAACUCCUGGCUCCCAGUGUGGUCGGAUGAGGUAUAAAGAAAAUGCCUGAGCUCCAUCAUUUUCUCAUGGAGCGUUGGGCUUUGUACCACAACUUGGAGUAUGAUUCAUCGGAGGAGAAGGAUCCUCGUCUGAUAUUCUAUAACGAAAAGGACGAGGUAGUAAAGACGGUUUCCGUGAAGAAAAUGAAGGCAGACGAGAUCAGCAGCCUGUUAGACUCACUUGGUUUCUUCAAGAGGUCCCAGAAAGGGGAAGAGGUGCCAAAGGAGUUUCAGCAUUUCCCCCUGCCUGCCCCCAGGGACGAGCUGUGACGACACCUUGUGGCCGAACUCUGCCGCUGCACCGGCGCUCGCAUUAAUGACGAAUGGGGCCCAAAGGCCAAAAGGAUGAGCCAGGCACCAUUCUGAGGAGUGGCUGGCCCUGGUGCGGCGUGCAGGGUUUAUGUCUGUGGUGUGUCACUGUGUGAAAGCUGAUGUUUAGAUAAAAGACGGGAAAUCUAACAAUAAAUGUGUCAGGGGACUCAGUAC
Messenger RNA from Sphaeramia orbicularis (orbiculate cardinalfish), 843 nucleotides. RefSeq names its product selenoprotein e (gene selenoe). NCBI's taxonomy places the organism in Eukaryota, Metazoa, Chordata, Actinopteri, Kurtiformes, Apogonidae. The transcript is spliced from 4 exons. The record is from RefSeq and is a predicted model, not a curated record.